CCCCCCUUGCCCCCCUAGCUCCUCCACUGCUACCGCUCCUCCAUUUGAGACUCUAAAAACCCUCAUCACACCCUCUCUUGCCCCACUGCCUUCUCUUCAUGAAUUUUCAUCCACUCAUAAUAAUAACCAUCAUCAAAGAGAUGGCAUGUCUUCCCUCUUUGGAGCACCCCAACUCCUUUCCUUGCAGAGAUCGACUCCAUACUUGUGGGAAUGGGAAAAAACGAAUGAGUGCAUAAUGAGUAGUAAGAAGUUGGGGGUGACAUCACUGGCCACGAAGAUGAAAAAGUCAACCAGAAAGAAGGUGAGAGAGCCAAGGUUCAGCUUCAAGACCAUGAGUGAUAUGGAUGUGUUGGAUGAUGGGUAUAAGUGGAGAAAAUAUGGCCAAAAAGUUGUCAAGAACACUCACCAUCGCAGGAAAUCAAGGAAUGUAUUCAUUCCUUAGGGAGGUUGAUCACAUCAAGACCACUUGGGCUGUGAAGGUGAAAGUAGUCAGGGCUUAUGAACUGCCACCACAGGCAAGGGGAGGACAGAGGAUGGAGUUGGUGUUAAUGGAUUCCCAGGGAGAAAAGAUUCACGGUUUAAUAAAGAGGCCACAACUUGGGUUGUUCAGGUCCAAGAUACAAGAAAAUGGUGUAUACGCAAUAAGGGAAUUCUUGGUGAUGGACAACUACUAUACUUACAAAGCCACGACCCAUGCCUAUCUAAUUGAGUUUUACGGCAAAACAGUUGUAAAAGAUAUUAAUCCAGAUGUUGUGCCAAAUAGUGUGUUUGACUUUCAGCAAUUUGAGGUUCUUCAAACCUUAAGAGUUGUGGAUGACAAACAACUAAUGGAUGUUGUGGCGAAGGUGUUGACCAAGGUUACACCUCAAAACCAUGUGAUUAAUGGUAAACCUGAGAGGUUGAUGGAGCUCACUCUCGAGGAUGCAGAUGGAAACCGUCUUGGCUGCACCCUAUGGAACAACUACAUAGACCAGUUUCUAGACUAUUACGAAGAUCACAAAGAGGACCCAAUUUUUGUGAUUGUUCAGAUGUGCAGGCCAAAACGCUACAAAGGAAUCAUAUCAGUCACGACCUGCUACGAUGCUAGCAAGUUAAUUAUCAAUGGAAACACAACUGAACUGGUCGACUUCAUGGCACAGUUUCCAGCGGAAGAGAGGGACAAUGGGACUUUGACUACUUUGGCUGCUAAUUCACAACUUGAAAGUCGUGAAGACAUUCUUCGAGGCAAUGUGAGCAUAACAAUGAUUGCUGAUUUGGUCAAAACAACAGAGGAAGGGAUGUACUGGAUAUUGGGAGAUGUUGUAUCAAUUGAAAACAUUAGAGAAUGGUGCUAUUUGAGUUGCAACACUUGCAACAAAAAAGUGUUACCAGAAGAAGAUAGAUUUCUAUGUGUCUCAUGCAACUUAACACUUCCAGAGGGUAUUCUUAGGUACAAAAUCACUGUGUGUGUGAUGGAUGAUUCCGGUCAUUCUUCAUUCACACUUUGGGACAGGGAAUGUUUAGACAUUCUUGGGAAGGCUGCUGCCAAACUAAGGAAGGAAGUGGAGAAGAGAACAGGAGAUGCUAAUCAUUUUCCGGAGGACAUAGAAGCUGUUAUAGAUCAAAGGGGAUUGUUCAAAGUGCAGUUGAAGAGCAGGGCUGAGAGUAAUUCUUACAAAGGAUCUAUUUCCUACGGAGUCAUUUCAAUGAUAACAGAUCAGGAAGUUUUGAAAGUUUAUGAAACUCAGAGGAUAAACGGGAAAGGUCUUGAGGAACUUUCUGAUGUAGAAAAGAGUGCCUCAACAGCAGACAAUAUGGAGUGUAGCACAGGACAAACUAAAAUUGUUGAAGUUUAUGAGCUGGAACAGGAACAGGAGGAUGGUAUCACUCCGACACAAAGUGAACGUAAAAGUAUGGGAUUUGAAGAAGAUGAGAAUUUGAAAUGAAAUCUAUUGGGGCAGUUUUCUGCUAAUGGCAAAAUGUUGAAGACCAAAAUUAAAAAGGAACCAGAAUAGAGUGCCACUACAAGAUAGAAGGAUGGACGGGCUUAUGUUUUGCUAUGACUACCUUAUGUUUUGCUAUAACUAUUUAAGCCCUAGAAAAACAUUCUGAUCGGAUUUCUUUUUUGAAAACUUAAACUUAAUGGAGUGGCCUCCAUAAACAUUAUUGUUGUAUUGAUUGCUAUGUGUGGUCCAUUUUAGGGCAAAUGUAAUGUCUAUUACCUAUUGUUGUG
Messenger RNA from Cuscuta europaea, 2212 nucleotides. The record is from the annotation of a GenBank genome assembly. NCBI's taxonomy places the organism in Eukaryota, Viridiplantae, Streptophyta, Magnoliopsida, Solanales, Convolvulaceae.